AUGUCAGAACAUUACCCAUCUGAUGCCCCUCCAUUCGACGCACAUCAAUCGGAUGAUGUGCAAUCAGUGCCUGAUAUCUCUGAACGGCAUGGAUUUGAUUCACCUACCUCUGAGGGACAACGAACCAAAACCGAUGGAUAUGAAUCACCUACCUCUGAAGGACCACGUUCAGUUUCUCUUCGCGGCGAAUUAAUGGAAACAGAACCAUCGGACCCUCCGGAUUCUGAUGACUCUUUUGUCAUACCUCUCAGCGAGAUUGAUCGAGGUGAGCGAGUCUCUUGCAUCAUUGAUGCUAUCCUAGAUCAAGACAUGACUGUACGACAGUUUAUUGGCGAGGUUAGACCCACACCCUAUACGCUCAUCAACCCAACCUGCACUCCAAAUCAAAGGCAGAUUGUCAUUAGGAGCAUCGACGCCAUCAACUACAUGCGCAGUCAAAACUUGAACGUUGAAGAGUUCAUCCACGCUAUACUUGAUCGUACCAACGAGGAUCUCUGGCCACAUCAGGCUUCCUUUCGUGGCACUGGCAUAUACUCUUGUGCGGUCAUUCAAGGCAUAUUUAUUGGCCUGCGCAACCAAAUCUGCGGCGCCGGAAAUGAACAGGGAAUAUGGUGUGAGCUGAUCCAAUGGGAGGCUAAUGACUUGCGGAUCAUUGUGGCGGAGAAUCCCUCUCCAUGGUGA
Melampsora larici-populina 98AG31 is the source of this 681-nucleotide messenger RNA. RefSeq lists its product as uncharacterized. Bases 1 to 681 code for a protein of 226 amino acids. The transcript is spliced from 2 exons. The record is from RefSeq and is a predicted model, not a curated record. NCBI's taxonomy places the organism in Eukaryota, Fungi, Basidiomycota, Pucciniomycetes, Pucciniales, Melampsoraceae.